Colletotrichum spaethianum is the source of this 300-nucleotide messenger RNA. RefSeq lists its product as uncharacterized. Lineage: Eukaryota; Fungi; Ascomycota; Sordariomycetes; Glomerellales; Glomerellaceae. The record is from RefSeq and is a predicted model, not a curated record. The coding region runs from base 1 to 300 and encodes 99 amino acids. The transcript has a single exon.
AUGUGCGAAGUCUUCAUCUACAGACACGUCAAGUGCAAGUGUGUUUGGGGUCAGAUCGCCGUCCCCUGCGGUCCGGGCAUGGGCUACACGACGUGCGGACAAUUCGGCAACGGCAUUGCGAAGCAGCCUCUCCGGCUCCAAAAGGCGAGGCACCGUCCGUGUCCGACGCACGACAUGUACGGGCUGUACGACCGCAACCAGGUGCGGGUGAUCAGGAAGAUCACGCACGGCGUCAAGUUUGGGACAGGGCCGAGCAAGCAGGACGCCGGGGUCGAGGUAUCUUGCUGCACAGUCAUGUGA